UUUGUAGGAAAUAAUAAUAAUAAUAAUAAUUGUUGUUGUUCUUUGGUUGCAAUAGACAUCGGAACUACAGUAGAAUGGCCGGUGUUGUCUGGCGAGGUGCGCUCCAGCGGAGCCUCCUCCAGAGAAGCUUAGUGUGUAGGCCUGUAAGACAAGCGACAUCGGUGGCACAGCGAAUUGAAGACAAGCGACGUGAAGCCAUUGCAGGUGGUGGAGAGAAGGGAAAGGAGAAACAACAUGCAAAGGGUAAGCUUACAGCCCGUGAGCGGUUGGACCUGCUGUUGGAUCCGCGCAGCUUCCGCGAGAUGGAUAUGUUCGUUGAACACGACUGUGUGGACUUCGGCAUGGAGAAGCUGAAGACUGCUGGUGACGGCAUGGUGACUGGACAGGGUCGCAUCAAUGGCAGACCAGUGUAUGUCUAUUGCCAAGAUUUCACACUUCGUGGUGGCUCUCUCAGUUGGGCCAAUGCCCAGAAAAUCAUGAAGGUCCAAGACAAAGCCCUGGAGGCAGGAGUGCCUAUCAUUGGCCUCAACGACUCCGGUGGAGCACGAAUCCAGGAGGGAGUUGGCUCUCUGGCUGGCUACGGCGAGAUCUUCUGCCGCAACGUGACAUCAUCCGGUGUCAUUCCUCAGCUAUCCUUGAUCAUGGGACCCUGCGCUGGUGGCGCUGUCUACUCUCCAGCUCUAACUGAUUUCACCAUCAUGGUCAAGGAUACAUCCUACAUGUUUGUCACCGGACCUGAAGUAGUGAAGGAAGUACUGUCCGAGCAGGUCACAACAGAGGAGCUUGGCGGCGCAAAGGUGCACACGUCCAAGUCUGGAGUUGCACAUUUGGCAUAUGAGAAUGAUCUGGAGGCUCUAUCCAGGACACGAGAGCUGAUGUCGUUCUUGCCACUGAACAACAAGGACAAGCCUCCAGUGGUCGCAUGCAGUGAUCCCAGUGAACGUGAGGUGACCUCACUGGACUUUGUUGUGCCACCGGACUCGACGCAGCCCUACGACAUUCUGGAUGUCAUCAAACCUGUUGUCGAUGACGGCGAUUUCUUUGAGAUCCAGCCAGACUUUGCCAAGAAUAUUGUGGUUGGUUAUGGUCGCAUGGCUGGCCAGACAGUGGGCUUCAUUGCCAACCAGCCCACUCGCCAAGCUGGCUGCUUGGACAUCAAUGCGUCCAACAAGUCUGCGCGCUUCAUUCGCUUCUGCGACGCGUUUAACAUCCCGAUCGUGACGUUCGUAGAUGUUCCCGGCUUUCUACCAGGCUACUUGCAAGAGACUGGGGGUAUUAUCCGACAUGGUGCUAAGCUGCUUUUUGCCUAUGCAGAGGCUACUGUGCCAAAGAUUGCCUUCAUCACCAGAAAGGCAUACGGAGGUGCAUAUGACGUGAUGAGCUCGAAGCAUCUGAGUGGUGACAUGAAUUAUGCGUGGCCCACAGCAGAAAUAGCAGUGAUGGGCUCCAAGGGUGCUGUCAAUAUCAUUUUCAAGAACAAGACAGCGGAAGAGAAAGUGCAAUGCGAGGAAGACUACAAGACUGCCUUUGCUAACCCCUUCCCAGCAGCGCAAAGAGGAUUCAUCGAUGACAUUGUGAAGCCCAGUGACACACGUCGUAUCAUUAUCAACGACUUGGAUGUCCUGCGCAACAAGACACAGACGAAGCCGUGGCGCAAGCACGGCAACAUUCCGUUGUAAAGAGCUGCUGCGCUGGGCCGCCGGAGAGUUCUCUCACUUGGCACUGUGGCCUGUUGUGCUCCUGGCUGCUGGGCGGUCAGUGUGCUGCGUUCACUUAGUUACUCGUUUCGAUCUCCGCUGCAAGACUAUGCUCUUCGUCGCCCGUCUCUCUCUCUCUCAUCUCUCUCUCUCUCUCUCUCUCUCUCUCUCUCUCUCUCUCUCUAACACACACACACACACACACACACACACACACACACACACACACACACAUACACACACACACACACACACAUCUCUCUAAUGCAUCGCUGAUGCACAGAUUGAUCCCGUUUCCUUAGUUACAAUUGUAAUAUUCAGUUGAUAUCCUACCCUAGACUUUAACUAGGAUUUUAAUUUCACGCUCACGUGUCUAUGGCUCCUUUGUCAAGCCGGGUUUAGUAUCUCCUUUCAUUUUUUUAAACAGGUUUUUCAGUUUUGAAGCAACUUUUGAGUCUGUCCUCCUAGUUGGAUUCAAUGUAUGACGAAUACAAUUUUAUUGACUUUC
Messenger RNA from Sycon ciliatum, 2205 nucleotides. RefSeq names its product propionyl-CoA carboxylase beta chain, mitochondrial-like. Gene Ontology annotation, molecular function: propionyl-CoA carboxylase activity. Lineage: Eukaryota; Metazoa; Porifera; Calcarea; Leucosolenida; Sycettidae. The coding region runs from base 75 to 1679 and encodes 534 amino acids. Gene Ontology annotation, cellular component: mitochondrion. The transcript is spliced from 17 exons. The record is from RefSeq and is a predicted model, not a curated record.